AGAUCUGCUGAGAGUACCAGAGCAGAGCUCCUCCACAGACCACAGCCGCAGGGGCUCCCACUGCAGCUCAGAUGAAAAACCUCACACAGAAAUAUAUCCGGGAAGGGAGAAAGUACUACAGCUGCUACCUCACAGGACCACAGGGUAUAUAAACCAGGACACAGAAGAGGGAUCAAAUAAAGAGAGGAGGUGAGAAGAGCUGGAGGAGAUCCUCUGGUUGUUGUUUUUUUUUGGGGACGCUCAGAAGUUCCAGGGCACACAGCUACUCACUUCAAUAAUUUAUCUUCUGCCUGAUUUUUUUGGUCAGUUGAAAUCAAGUUUGCUUUUCAAAAAGUUUUGAAUUUUUUGUUUUACAAUUCAGCAUUUCUACCCCUCUGGCUUUUUUUGGCAAGUGCAGUCUUGACAGCUGCCUCGAAACUUCACCACAGACUGUUUGUGCUUGUUCAUUUGUGCACUUUCUGACUGAGUAAGUGAAAUGUAUCUGGUUGAGUCAGGCACAACUCUGUGGAAUGGUUUUUGUUUUUAAGCCAAACAAAAAGCUAAAUUAUUCUCCAUCAAGGAUCCCCUCCAAAGAUCUGAAGAUGUCACAUCGGAGAAACAACUGAGGCUGUUUCUCUUGUUUCCCCAACUCAAUUAGAAAGUAUUUCCAGGGAGGACACUGUGGAGACUCUUGCAAAAACUUUUCUUUUUCUUUCGAAAUAUUUUGGAGGAAACAGCUUUUUCUUGGUGAAGCCCUGCCUCUACCUCAGGAUGGCUGGCUGUACCAGCCGCUGCAGGCAGGGGGUGCUCAAACUUAUCCAGUCCCUGCAGAGAUUGGUCUCAGGAACCCUCACAAAAGAUAAUAUAGACGAUGAGCUGGAGAUGACGACAGUGUGUCACAGGCCAGAGGGUCUUGAACAGUUAGAAGCCCAAACCAACUUCUCCAAACAGGAGCUGCAGAUCCUGUACCGGGGCUUCAAAAAUGAAUGUCCAAGUGGUGUUGUGAAUGAGGAGACAUUCAAACACAUUUACGCACAGUUCUUUCCUCAUGGAGAUGCAAGCAUGUACGCACAUUACCUCUUCAAUGCAUUUGACACUACAAACAAUGGCUCCAUUAAAUUUAAGGACUUUGUGGUGGGUUUGUCCACACUGCUGCGAGGAACACUGAGAGAAAAGCUGGAGUGGACGUUCCACCUCUAUGACAUCAACAGAGACGGCUACAUAAACAGAGAGGAAAUGACUGAGAUCGUGAGGGCCAUUUAUGACAUGAUGGGAAAGUACACCUACCCUGCACUAAAGGGAGACAUCCCCAAGCAGCAUGUGGACGCCUUUUUCCAGAAAAUGGAUAAAAACAAAGAUGGAGUGGUGACUUUGGAGGAGUUUGUUAUUGCCUGUCAGGAGGAUGAGACCAUGAUGAGAUCCAUGCAGCUGUUUGAAAACGUGAUGUAGGCCAGAAGAAGAUGGUGAAGAUAAA
Molecule: messenger RNA, 1453 nt
Organism: Labrus mixtus (cuckoo wrasse)
Lineage: Eukaryota; Metazoa; Chordata; Actinopteri; Labriformes; Labridae
Gene: kcnip1b
Product: Kv channel interacting protein 1 b
Exons: 8
Coding region: 751-1428 (225 amino acids)
Biological process (GO): regulation of potassium ion transmembrane transport
Cellular component (GO): voltage-gated potassium channel complex
Molecular function (GO): transmembrane transporter binding; potassium channel regulator activity; calcium ion binding
Source: RefSeq, a predicted model, not a curated record